Geodia barretti is the source of this 759-nucleotide messenger RNA. Lineage: Eukaryota; Metazoa; Porifera; Demospongiae; Tetractinellida; Geodiidae. The record is from the annotation of a GenBank genome assembly.
AUGUUCCGGCGUAUUAGCUGUCAAAAGGUACUUUAUGGUCAGUUGCGUCCAUUACCACUGCAGGCGCUCGUUGCCGUUCUACUGCUGGUUUCUGGUGGAGCAAGUCAAAUGUUUAACCAAAACUGCACUGAAGACAUGACCGCCUGCUCCUGCCCAAAGAAUGACAAAGUCUGCUACUUUGAAUUUUCUGUGGAGCGACUCAUCACUUUUACCCGCUACGUCCUCGGCGCGCCCCUGGGAACAGCUGGAAAAUCUUAUUUCAUCAACGACUCUGGAGAACUGGAACAUAUUCCUCUUCCCCCUGACUCAACAGGAUGCAGCGACACUAACUGCACUCAAGCUAACACUGCCGACGGCGUAACGUACCGCACUUUUAUUGGAAUCAACGGAAGGCUGCCUGGACCAACGCUUGUCGUGUAUGAAGGCCAGACAGUGGUAGUGAACGUGAUUAACACACUCGUCACAGAGCCUAUAACCAUACACUGGCACGGUCUCGACCAAUUCAACACCCCCUGGAUGGACGGUGCGGAAAUAAUAACGCAGUGUCCGAUAGCGCCCGGGACAAGCUUCAGAUACAUCUUCAAGGCCAGUCAGGCGGGGACCUUCUGGUACCAUUCACACAGCGGCUUCCAACGGGGGGAUGGGUUGGCAGGGGGACUCGUCGUAAAGGACAGUUCUGACCCUGAAUACCAUAUAUUACUUUUACAGAUAUUCCUGAGGAACACACAGUCACUUUGCUGGACUGGCAAAGACAAAUAG